UGGAUUGUGUUUAAAAUGGUUAAGCAAAGAAAAACUGUUACUUUGCAACAUAAACUUGGAAAUAACAAUGAGUCGAGUAGUAGUUCGGCAAGUAGUGAGGUAUCGACAUCGAUGAAGACUUUUAAGCUAGUUUCUAAAUGGAAAACUAUGUUAGGUUUUAUCUUCCUAGGCAUAGCUGUCUAUGUAGGUAUCCUGGGAUACCUGGAAACUAGGGUAAAUACUCCAUUCGAUGACGAAAAGGUGGUCCAGGAGAGUGGCUUACAAGUCCCGGAACGUUAUUGGGGUACCUACCGCCCAGGAGUUUACAUGGGGAUGAAGAGUCGAGAUCCUCGGUCACCUUUAUUCGGUCUAAUGUGGUACCAAGUUGGCUCUAGUAAGGGUAUCCGACAUUGGUGCGACCAGAACGACAAUCUGCCCUCGUACGGAUGGCUCCGACACGACGGUGUUACAUUUGGAGAACAGAAAAUCGAGGAUCCCCCUCACACUAUUGUCACUUCGUUCGUGAAGACACCAGGAGGUGAACAUGGGGGUCAUUGGACUGUCCGUGUCAAUGUUACUGCUAAGGGCACAACCGCCCCCUUAUCUUUGAUCUGGUACGGGGCGCUAGACGAGACCUUGGGUCCCGCGUCGCCCCACUCACGCCUCUGGCUCCAACGGGGCGCCAUUAUGGGUCACACUCCGCAGUUGCAGCAUUUUAAACUCAAUCUCGUCACUUAUCUGGGUAAAAUUCUUCAUAAAUCUUCAUCAGAAGCUCAUGCACCAGGAGUCCAUCUCCUGAAAGAGAAGUUGUAUUCUCUGCUGAGAGUAGAAAAGCAUCGUGAUUUCGGGCAACUGCCCGUUUUGGGGGAGGAUGACGAACUCAAUGAUGAGGAUAAAGACGUGAAUUUCUUACCUAUACAAAUGUUAAUACAACCUCCUUUCAUUCUGGAUCUCGUGUACACUACAGAAGACUUACCCACGCCACCUUUGAAAGGGGACGAGUAUACCAGGGUAUUAGAAGAGAAGAAGAGGUCUUUCGACAAGGAGUUUGAAGAGAAAUUCCAUUUGGGACAGAAAGGGUAUUCAGAAGAAGACAUCAAUAUAGCCAAAGCAGGAAUGUCUAACAUGAUAGGCGGUAUCGGUUACUUCUAUGGCGCGAGUAGAGUUCAAAGCCAGUACAUAAAGGAAUCCGUGCCUUAUUGGCGCGCACCGUUGUAUACCGCGGUACCGAGCAGGUCGUUCUUCCCGCGUGGCUUCCUUUGGGAUGAGGGCUUCCACGGUCUUCUCAUUGGCAGAUGGAACCAGGAUAUACAAAUGGACAUCGCUGCUCAUUGGCUUGAUCUUAUAAAUGUCGAAGGAUGGAUUCCGCGGGAGCAGAUUCUUGGACCAGAAGCUCUAGCCCGAGUUCCAAAAGAGUUCGUAGUGCAAAGUAACGCGGCUGCAAACCCGCCGAUGCUCCUCAUACAGUUGGCCAGAUUCGUCAAGAUCCGACCGAAAAUGUUUGAACCACAUUCGCCGUAUAGAGCUAUGCUCGAUCGCAUGUUCCCGAGGUUACAGGCGUGGUACCAGUGGUUCCAGAACACGCAGAAAGGCGAAGAACCCACGUCGUACAGAUGGCGUGGUAGAGAAGACGACGGAUUACAACUGAACCCUAAAACUUUAACUUCAGGCAUUGACGACUAUCCAAGAGCAUCUCACCCCACGGAUAUAGAGCGCCACGUCGAUCUUAGAUGCUGGAUGUACGCUGCAGCCGACGCUAUGACCAUUAUAGCUAACGCAUUGGGACGUGACUCCGACAAAUUCGCAGCAACGAGAGACCAGCUCGGAGACGAGGAGCUACUCAACGAAUUGCAUUGGUCUCCUCAUACGUUGACUUAUGCCGACUAUGGUCUUCACACGGACGCUGUCCGUCUCGUGCGACAAAUGCCAAAAAACCCAAACGAACAACCUCGUGUGGGACGAAGCGUCCAGGCGCCACCGCAACCGAAGUUGGUCACUUCUGCCUUUGGCUACGUCUCUCUAUUUCCGAUGUUGCUAAAAGUGCUUAAGCCUGAAAGCGACAGGCUGGGCAUGAUUUUAGACAAACUCGACAAACCUGAUUUAUUGUGGUCACCGUUUGGACUUAGGUCGCUUUCGAAAUCGUCGCCUCUAUACAUGAAGAGAAACACUGAACACGACCCUCCGUAUUGGAGAGGACAGAUAUGGUUGAACAUUAACUAUCUCGCUCUCUCUGCUUUGAAGCACUAUUCGAGUAUGGACGGGCCGCAUGCCGCAAGAGCGAGAGAUCUUCAUGCAAAACUGAGCUCCAAUGUCGUUAGCAACGUCCUCAACGAAUACAAACGUACAGGAUAUUUGUGGGAACAAUACUCGGGCGAGGACGGGAAGGGAUCUGGAUGUCGUCCGUUCAACGGCUGGACAGCUUUGGUAGCCCUUAUCAUGGCCGAAGAAUACUGAAGGAAUAUCCCUAAGUUUUAUGAGCUCCUGGGAGUUGUGAUUCGUAAUACGUUAAAAUAUUUCUUGUUUUCAAGGUCAAAUCGUACUUAAAACUAUGGUUUAUAUAAGACAAGUUUUCGCUAGGAGCGUAGGGCUAUCACCACGGAAGAAUAAAAACAAUGGAAGUGCUUUAAGUCUCGAUUACUAUUAGAACCGCUGUCGCCAGAACGCACACAAACAAAAUGAUAAACUCUAUGAAAUCUUGAUAAAGAUUG
This is a messenger RNA of Hyposmocoma kahamanoa, 2687 nucleotides long. RefSeq names its product mannosyl-oligosaccharide glucosidase (gene GCS1). Gene Ontology annotation, molecular function: Glc3Man9GlcNAc2 oligosaccharide glucosidase activity. Bases 16 to 2433 code for a protein of 805 amino acids. The record is from RefSeq and is a predicted model, not a curated record. NCBI's taxonomy places the organism in Eukaryota, Metazoa, Arthropoda, Insecta, Lepidoptera, Cosmopterigidae. The transcript has 16 exons. Gene Ontology annotation, cellular component: endoplasmic reticulum membrane. Gene Ontology annotation, biological process: protein N-linked glycosylation; oligosaccharide metabolic process.